GUUUUAAAUAUCUUUAAAGUUCUGUUGUUUUUUAGGUUCAUACUCUGCCAGAGCGUGGUUGAGUAAAAUAUUCUUCCACAUAACGAAUUCCUGAUGAUGGCUUCAUUUAGCAGAAAGAGCUCCCAAAAAUCAUCCAGUAGAAGAUCUCAUUCAUUAAUUGAAUCACCUAUUGUAAAACGAAUUCAAAACCAACCAGUCACUUUACAGAGUUGGCUACUGAAAAGAGGAAGUGAGGGAUUAAUGCUUUGGAAAAAGAGAUGGUGUGUUCUUUCGGAUUAUUGUUUAUUUUAUUACAAAGACCAGUCAGAAGAAAAAUUACUUGGUUCACUAAUCCUUGCUUCUUAUGAAAUAUCAGCAUGUAAUCCUGAAGAAAAAGGUUUCAAAAAGUUUAGUUUUAAAGCAGAGCAUGCUAAUAUGAAAACAUUUUAUUUUGCUGCUGAAAAUCAGCUGCAUAUGGAAGAAUGGAUGAAAGCUUUAAAAUGUGCAUCUCUUCUCGAAGGAAAUUACAGUGAUGAUCGAAAAAAAUCAUCAGAUAUGAGAAUAUUUCAUCAAUCCAACAAAAUUUUUGAAGAAUCUCAAUCUACAUCAAAUAAUGAUAUGCUUUCGGGAAACCAGAAAACAUCAGAAGCUCAACCUGUUUAUGUGAAUGCUCCACCAAAACCUAAACGGCUUAAUGAGUCUUCAUCUCCUGAAUGUUCAAUUGAAAUUCAAAUUAGAGAUGACAAUUACCACACUUAUCUAGGUCAACCAUACCAUAUCCAAUCCAGCUUAUCUGGACCACAGAAUUUCACAAUGCAACCUCAACAUGCAAAUUAUGAAAGAAGAACCCCUGAUAUUUAUGGAAGGGCAAGUUUUGUCCAUCCUGUAACUAAACCUGUGAAUCUUAACAAUUUGUAUAUUCAAGAUGAACAAAAUAUUAUUUCUAACUUUUCUAAAGAACAAAUUAUAUCAUACACACCAAAACAUUCUUCAAUAAAUAGUCACUCCAGGCCACAUAGUGUUGAUUUUUUAGAAUACCAUAGUAAAAAUAGUUCCAGUGCAGUGGGUUCAGAUAUUGCUGAAAAACCAUCAAUACCUUAUAGACCAAAAUCUAGUUUAAGUGCCAUUAACUCCAAUGAAGAAGAAGGAACUCAUUGGUCAGCUGAAGAAUAUGCUAGAAAAAUGAGACAGUCCUCUAUAUCACAACAUGUAUUGGACAACAAUGACAAACCCUUCUUUCGGUCAGCAAGUGCUCGUUUAUUUAGAGCAACGAGUCCAGUUACACCAACAAAUGAGUUCAAACUGCAGACAAGUGAUCAUAAAGUUCACGAGACACCAGGCUCAAGUAGAGACUUGGAAAAUCCUGUAUCAAAUUUGUCUCCCAUUAAUAAACAGCAUAUGCCCACCUUGUCAGCUGAUCCCUGUCACUGGCCCUCCUUCUCAAUCCACCAUGGUGCUGCCUCUGGCUCGUCCGAGUCUCUCCAUGUAGUCACAGUACAACAGCCUGGGCCUGCCUCUAGGUGGAUGAUUGGUCCAAGCCCCAAAGGCCCCUUUACCUUGGGACAACAGGGUCCUCUUUAUAACGGAAACAGGGACCCAAGGUGGAUUGCCUUCACCAUGGCUUUGAGCUCCACCUGCCCCUUCACAGUACAUCAGCUGUUCUGCCAGUCUCCAGCUCAGCCUGAUGAUAUCCAAUCAUGGACCCAGCCAACUCUGUCUUUUUCUCCAUGCUAG
Molecule: messenger RNA, 1713 nt
Organism: Nezara viridula (southern green stink bug)
Lineage: Eukaryota; Metazoa; Arthropoda; Insecta; Hemiptera; Pentatomidae
Source: the annotation of a GenBank genome assembly